This is a messenger RNA of Euleptes europaea (tarantolino), 1117 nucleotides long. RefSeq names its product biorientation of chromosomes in cell division 1 (gene BOD1). Bases 39 to 554 code for a protein of 171 amino acids. NCBI's taxonomy places the organism in Eukaryota, Metazoa, Chordata, Lepidosauria, Squamata, Sphaerodactylidae. The transcript has 4 exons. The record is from RefSeq and is a predicted model, not a curated record.
GGCCCCUCGGGCGGCGCUGGGACGGCCCGGGCAGGGGGAUGGCAGAGCCGGGCGGGGUGGCUUCUGGCCCAGGGGGAGCCGGGGGGAGCUCCGCGGGGUCUGCGGCCACGGACCCUGCCUCGCUGCCCCCCGGCGACGCUCAGCUGAUCGCCCUUAUAGUUGGGCAGCUCAAGAGCCGCGGCCUCUUCGACGCCUUCCGCAGGGACUGCCUGGCCGAUGUCGACACCAAGCCAGCCUAUCAGAAUUUGAGACAGAAAGUGGACAAUUUUGUAUCUACUCACCUGGAUAAGCAGGAAUGGAACCCAACAAUGAACAAAAACCAGUUGCGGAAUGGCCUGAGGCAGAGUGUAACUCAGUCAGGGAUGCUGGAAGCUGGAGUGGACAGAAUUAUUUCUCAGGUGGUCGAUCCAAAACUAAACCACAUCUUCAGGCCGCAGAUAGAGAAGGCAAUUCACGAGUUCCUGGCUGCGCAGAAGAAAGAAGAAUCGGUGCCAGCUCCUCCCCCAGAGCCUGAGAAUCAGGAUCCUUCUGCUCCGUUGCAGGAUGCCUCGUAAGUGCAUUUCUGGCUUUCAAGUGGCUGCAAUUGCAAAACCCAGGCUGAAUCCGAUUGGCAGUGUGCUGCAUAUUUGCCUGUUGCAGGACUGCAGCUUGUUUGCUAAUAUCAACCAUGACUGGGUGGGGGGAAGGAUUGGCAGAAGUCAUGUGUGGCUUCUACAUGGUUUGGAAAGAUAGGCUAAAUGUGGAAGUAUUGAUCUGCACAGAAGUAGCAUCUGUCUUUGCUAAGUAUGUGUUUGGGGGUUUGCCUCUCUUGGAGGAUCCUCUAGGGGGGAGAGGGUUCUGGUGUGAUAUUAGUGAAACUGGUGGUAGGAGUAUAGCGGUAGGAAGAAGGGCAUUUUGGGGUUGCUUGGUAUCCUGGGAGGCUGCUGUUUGCUAGAAAGCCUUCUGGGAAGGGGUCUGGAUAAAAGAGCAUUCAGCAUACAAACAUGAGGCUGAUCGCUUCUCAGCAAAAAGAUCAUUGAGCACUACAUGGUAGAUCAACUUUAUUAAUUCACAGUGCCUGUCCAUGUUUGAUACAACUGGAAGUACUAUUCAUUGCUGGUUUUCUGGGAAUAUUCAG